Molecule: messenger RNA, 2052 nt
Organism: Pseudomyrmex gracilis
Lineage: Eukaryota; Metazoa; Arthropoda; Insecta; Hymenoptera; Formicidae
Gene: Psn
Product: presenilin-2
Exons: 7
Coding region: 283-1767 (494 amino acids)
Biological process (GO): protein processing; Notch receptor processing; membrane protein ectodomain proteolysis
Cellular component (GO): neuromuscular junction; growth cone; mitochondrial inner membrane
Molecular function (GO): aspartic endopeptidase activity, intramembrane cleaving
Source: RefSeq, a predicted model, not a curated record
UCAUCCGAUGAUAGCAUCGAAUCUUCUGUCUCGUUUCAUCUUUAUUACACGAGAUGUUAAAAAGUUGUUUUGAGUUAAAUGUGAAUUUUACAGUUAAGUGACAGCUUCCACGCUAUUUUUUUCUAAUAUAUAAAUGUGGGAAAGACGCGCGCUGAGAAGAUAAACUGUGAGAUCUGUCACGGAAACGUUGAAACACUGGUAGGGAGUAACCCCACCGACUUGCUUGAGAAGGAGUCGCCAGAUCUGAGUUUUGUAUCCUCUUGUUCGGAGAUACGAACUUUGAUGUCUGAGAGUGAAUACGAUUCAGCAAACGAAUACACAAGUCUGAUGGACGGUCACGUUGCGGAAUCGCGCACGGAAGAUUUGAUUUUGGGCAAUCAUGAUCGUCGAAAGAACCGUUCCAGGAACACUAAUGAAGAAUUGGAAAAUGGAAUGCCUGAGAUGCAUGUUGAAACAUCAAGUACCAGUGUCAGUCGUUGGAACAGACGUGGUACAUCUAGUAACAACAGUCAAAACAGACUCAGUGUGAUCGACGAGGAGGAAGAAGAAUUGAAAUAUGGUGCUGCACAUGUGAUCAAACUCUUUGUCCCUGUUUCAUUGUGCAUGCUGGUUGUGGUAGCUACCAUUAGCUCAGUACAUUUCUACACAACCAAGGGAAUGUACUUAGUUUAUACCCCAUUCCAUGAGGACAGCAAUGAUACAAGUACCAAAGUUUGGCAGGCAUUUGCCAAUUCGCUGAUUCUUAUGAGUGUUAUUGUAUUUAUGACUGUGAUACUUAUCAUUCUUUAUAAAUACAGAUUCUACAAAGUCAUACACGGCUGGUUGAUCAUAAGCUCUCUAUUAUUGCUUUCAAUGUUUUCUCUUCUGUUUUGCGAGCAAGUGUUGAAGGCAUAUAACAUUCCAAUGGAUGUGUUCACGUUAGGUAUAGGCUUGUGGAAUUUUGGUGUAGUCGGCAUGAUUUGUAUUCAUUGGCAAGGACCAUUGCAACUUCAACAGGCUUAUUUGAUUUUUAUUUCCGCUUUGAUGGCACUGGUGUUUAUUAAAUAUUUACCAGAGUGGACAGCAUGGGUCGUUCUCGGAGUUAUAAGUAUUUGGGAUUUGAUCGCGGUUUUAACGCCAAAAGGUCCGUUGAGAAUACUCGUCGAAACGGCUCAGGAACGAAACGAAUCGAUUUUUCCCGCUUUAAUUUAUUCAUCCACCAUUUUAUAUUCGUUCACUGUAACUUACGCCGGAUAUGUACAGGCUGCUACAAUGGCCUCUGGAGAUACCGUGGCAUCUCCUACGCAAGGUCAAGUGGAUAAUCAAAAUAGCAGUGCGUCCGGUGACGCUGAGGAAGGAGGUUUUACUCCUGAAUGGGUGGAGACACAUGGUGAAAGAAGUGCAAGGCGUUCUCAAGAAAUACAAGAAAACACCUCUACUUCCACGGUGAGGCAACGCGGCAACGCGAGACAAGAUAAUCGCCCGCGAGAUGCACAAGGACAAGUUGCCGAAGAGGAGCGAGGAGUCAAAUUAGGUCUCGGUGAUUUUAUAUUUUACAGCGUACUCGUUGGAAAAGCGUCGAGUUAUGGAGAUUGGAACACUACACUGGCUUGUUUCGUUGCCAUUCUCAUUGGUUUGUGUUUGACGUUGUUGUUGCUGGCUAUAUUCAAGAAAGCAUUACCCGCUUUACCGAUUUCCAUUACAUUUGGUUUAACGUUUUAUUUUGCCACAAGAGUGAUUGUGGCGCCAUUCGCGGAUAGUUUAGCGAGCGAACAAGUAUUUAUUUAAAACUUAAUUAUAACAAAUAUUAUUUCAUCUCUUGAUUUAGUGCAAUUCAUUUACGGAAAAGAUUCUAGAGAAACAAUACCCAUUUACUUUACAUUUUCAUCUCCCUUCAGCUGUAGCAAUUUUGAAAUUCAAAGAUUCGGAAGCUAACAUACAUUUUUGUUUUUACUCCCAUGUUUGCCGAGUGUUGUAUCAUGUGUUUCUUAUAUAUACGUAUAUAUUAUACAAACAAGUAAUAUGUGUGAUAUUACACACACUCAGUAUAAAUAUCAAAUACAUAUUAUCACA